AUGGAUGUCAGUAUGGACAUGGAUAACAACAACGCUGCUGAUAAUAAUACAGGUAAUAUUCAAGACUUGAGUUUGUGUUCAUGAGAGAAAAACUUUCUCUGAUAAUUCUGGUGGUCUUGUCUUCUUGUAGAAGAGCAGCAGAACCAGUCAGAAGACUCAGAGUUGAAUGUAAGGCCGUCAUUAUCUCAGGUUAAAAAGUCCUGGGGCUUCAGACGGACAACAAUUGCAAGAAGGGAGUUCUUGGAAGAAGUUGGUGAUCUCAGCCACAGUCCUCCACCUGUCCGCAAAGGCAGAGGUCGUAAAACCAACCAGACGCCUCAGGCCCCUAAAGAAACCGACACAGCCCAGAGAGCUUCUCGCACAGCCAAGAGUGUUAUAGACGACCUCGAGUGGUCUGCGCCAUCCUCACCUGCGUCAGAGGAGAGCAAGCAAGCAUCAGAAACAUCAGCAGGAGGGGUGACCCUCGACCCAAGCUUGUGGCAAGAUUAUGGGUCCGCCUUCCACACAGCCUUCUCGCUGCUCGGCGGAGGUGAGGACUUGUCUUUGGAUAUGUCCGACUCGCAGGCAAUCCCGGACAUUUUCGGGGCCAGUCAUGCCCUUGAGCCCUCUCCUCCACAGGUUAUGGAUGAAGCUGAGGGGGCCGAUAACGUUGACUCCUCUGACGAAAUGGAUACUUCACAGCCAGUUGCUCCUGACACCGCAGAUACUGACAGUGUCGUGCUGAUCUCCAGUCAAGAAGACGACAGCGAUGACAUGACUCUGAUACAGAUUAAGGAGCAGAUGGCAGCCAAAGACAGGCAGGGCAACACAGGGGCGAAAGGGGGCCGAGGUGGAAGAGGAAAGGCCAGGGGAAGGGGGAGAGGCAGAGGUAGAGGAAAGGGAAGAGGCAGAGGUAGAGGCAGAGGAAGGGGUAGAGCGGUGGAGCUUCUAUCCAACAUUAUGGACAAUGAGGAUGAUGAUGUGGUGCUUGUUAGUCCAGUUGAAGAGCAGCUGCAAGAGGAGGGGAAAAUAAACAAUUCACACAGCCCCGCUGAAACAGAGAAACCGCCUGCUCACUCUGACGUCAGUCUGGGUCCUGCUGAGCCAUUAAGCUCUGACUGCAUAAUCAUAGACUCAGAUUUAGACGCCGCAAGUGAUGUAACUCCUGGCCAGUAUGAUGAUGCACCAGAACCCCCAGAAAAGGAGGAGGAAGAAGAGAUAAAUAAAGAUGACAAAAGUGGGGGAGAGUAUUCAGGCAAAUCAGUCUCUGAUGGCCCGGACUCAGAUACUCUGUGCUGCAUCUGUCGACAAAAACCAGAUGGCAGGUAAGUUUCAUUACUGCUCAAGGAUCUCAGGGGUAUCAGAGGUUUGCAUACCUCAAUCAUCUGUCAGUUUCACUUGCUGUUAACGGUUGUUGGUUCAACGUUUCAGGUUCAUGAUCUGUUGCGACAGUUGCCAGGGCUGGUUUCAUGGCGACUGUGUUGGCUUGAGUGCGACGCAGGACUGUUAUGUGGAUAGGAAAGGGCAAGAGUACGUCUGCUCCCGCUGCACUGCACAGAGUCAACUCCAACCUGAGCCUCAACUCCAACCUGAGCCCCUACUCGAUCCUCAGCCAGAGCCUGAGCUUAUCCUUCCUGAAUGCUUAAGCCUUCCUAGAGCUCUCAGUGGGGAAGGAGAGGAGAAUGAAGAUUUGCAAGAUGUGAAGGUAAGAAAUGUGGUUUUUUUUUGGUCAUCAGUCUACUAAUGGCUGCUUUUUCUCAACACCACUUUUAAAUACAGAAUUGUAUUUUCAGCAGCAACAUCAUUUUUGUCUGAUAUUUAGGUAUGUGAUAUGUCUUCAUGGUGUGCCUGUAUAGUGUCAGAAAAAUCUGCAAUAGUUAAACACAGUGACAGUAUUAAGUGUGUCACAACGCAGUCCUUUAAGUAUGGACACUUGCUAAAACUUUUACUGUAACUUUUAGUGCUUUUGUCUGUUCCUGUUUUCCUUUUUUUACAUAAUACCUGUAUUUGCAACACAUUUCUUUUGAAUUCUGUAUAUUUCAAAUAGCUUUUCACCACCAAUUCUACAUCUUUAUACUUCGUCAGCUAAAUGCCCAGCUAGGACUUGUUAGCAUGUUGUGUCUGACACAUUUACAUUAAAGGUUUUCACAAUUCACUGCUGUUCAGGCUGUUUAAUGGGAUGUUUUUUUGUUUUCUUGCCUGUAUUUCAGUGAUGAUGAAACUCUGAUUUACCAUUUGUUUUAUUAUUUUCCAUUACUUUAUUGUAUUUCCAUUGUUAUUCAGUGGCUGCUUUGCAUGGUAGAAGUUUGGUUUUGUGUGUCUGAGAUGCAAGUUUGGUUUCAGGAGGCAGUGGUGGUGGAGAAGGAAGAGGAGGAAAGGGAGAAGGCAACUGUUCUGAUUAAGUCAGAGCCAAUACCUGAACCUGAAGUUGAUAUGGAGACAGCCAGCACUCAUCCUCUGUGCAUUGGACCUGGCUGCUCCAAACAAGCCCUACAGGACUCUGUGUACUGUGGCACUGACUGCAUCCUUCAGCAUGCUGCGUUCACUAUGAAGACUCUCUCUGGCCCUAAGGUGCCUAAAUCUAAAGGUCGGGGACGUGGAAAAGCUUCUCCUGCCAGAUCAACAGUCAAGGUAAGUCAUUUCAACAUGGACACCAAGAAAUUGAAUUUAUGUGUGGUAUGUCCUCACCUUUAGUCUGUGUGUAGAACCAGCGUAAACAUCUCCUGGUUAAUGUAAAUGAUCUUGAUUUUUAUCACAGGGUCAGAGGUCUGGUAGAGUUUCAAAGAGAUUAGCAGGAAGAGUCGAGGAGGUGGAAGAUGAAGAGGAGAAGGUAAAGGAGGACGAUGGAGGAGGAAAGGAGGCUGCGUCUUCCUUAGCGUGCGACCCCGGUCUCUCAGAAGCUCAGGCCUCCUCCAUACCACCAUCUAAGUUUUACACAGCGUGUAUGUACCACUCGCUUCUCAUACACACUCAUAUCAUGCAGCACUUUACACAACAUGCACAAUGAGCCUAUUUUGGCGCUACGCAAACCUCCCUGUCUGUCUAACUUGUCAGUACGUAACACAAUCAUCCAAAGCAUACACACUUAAGCACAUUGGCGGUCUGUUUCUGGCUGACAAGUUGCAGGGUUCCUCAACAGGGUAAGUAUGGUCACUGUAGAGUUUGGUUGGUUUGAAUUCCCAAAAUGUGCUCAAACAGUCAAAACGGGUCAGGUUUACACAUUCAUACACACUCUUCUCAACCAGUCCCUAAACUGGAAACUGCAGCUCUCAUCUGUAGCAUGUGGGGAAGCAGGAUGUUUCAUUUUGAUGGGUAUCAGUGUGUUGACACAUGACUCCAAUAGUCAUCUCUGACAUCACAAAGGAUUUCAGAAGGUUCUCCUUUUCUGUGAAAAAGCAUCCGACAUGUUUGACCCAGAACAUGACAAUCAUCCCCAGAAUGAUGAACAGGAGGUGGAAGAAGCUUGAGUUGGUCUUAGGUUUUAGGGUUACAUCUCAGUGCGUCACGUCUCAGUGCUGAAUUUAGCAGCGCCUCACUCUGUAACACGUUGUGUACUGUGGAUAAAGUGCUUGCUUAUAAGAGCAUGACGAAGACUUUCCAGUCAAGAUUAUGUUUGAAUCAUAUACUGAAGUACACAUAAAAAAGCACAGUGUGUUUCCACAGCAAAAGGGAAGAUUCGAACAUACAGCUUUCUGCAUUUUUGAAAAUAGUUACCAACAUAUUUCAUCAUAAUUUCGAAGAUGAGAUUUUUUUUCAAACUCCAAAGAGUUGAACUCAACUCCCAUCAUUUAUUUUUGAACAAAUUAACUUUUUUAUAGUUAUCUGGAAACUUGUUAUUUCCAGAAAACAUUAGGGAGUGGGCAGUCUGCACGGCGGUGCAGUAACUGCUGGUGAUGCAGGAAGGUUACUAGUUUUGAAACCACAGUGCUCAUUCAGAAAGCAGUUUGCAUGGACCUGACAUGCAUGCUUGGGUUUCCUACCACAGUCCAAGUUUCUCUGGGUUGCUUGAAGACUCUAAAUUGCCUCUCGGUGUGAGUGUGAGUAGGACUGCUUGCUAUGGUAGCUCAGUGAUUGACUAGUGACCUUUUUUUUUUUUUUUUUUUUUUCCUUUUGCCCAAUGACUGGGAUUGGCUCAAGCCUCCAACAACUCUCAACACAAAUAGCCGUACAGAAGAUGGAUGGAUGAGUGAAUUGAUGGGUGGAUGAAUGGAUAAAAGAAAUGAAAUUCAGGCUUUUUGAUGUUGGUUGACUGCUGAGGUUGACUACUUCCCUCUGCUUUAGGUGACUGGACAAGUGGUUUAAAUAUAAACAUUCAUUUUUAUCAAAAAGGUUUGCACAUGACAAUGUGUGUCCUUUCAUAAAACACCGUAAGAUGUGCUCAUUAUAAUCUGCAAACUCUUUUACAGACUGUAUUGAUGAGCCAGAAAUUUUGGCCAAAAUACCUUUUUUUAGUUAUGCUAACAUUUCCUCUUGGUUGGAAAGAUCAAAUCACGGUGCAUCUGAAAAGAUCCCUUGUCUGCAGUCAUGUUGUGGGGGGCAAUCGUAUGUUUCUGAACUUAUAAUCCAGCGCAGCCCAAACCUGGACUGUUGAUUUAUCACAUGAGAAAGAAUGAUGACUGGUGAAAAAAUUUUUUAGCAUUGUGAGAGAAAAGUGCAACUGUUACGGUCUAAGCUGUCCCACUGACAUGAAUACUCAUUUGCCACACGAUUAAUUUGACAUUUUCAGUAACAUUUAAAGCACUCAGCAUUUCUUGCUCUCUUACACAGCCAAUACAUAAAACCUGCCAACACUUACACCCCGGUACGCAUCAGUCAUGUAGUCAGCUUAAAGGCGUUACACUCCCAGAUUGUCUGCAAAGCACAUUGUCUUGCUCUCUCAGACCUCAGUAUUCAAGCACCAGUCUCAGUGGUCUUCAGCCUCUGGAUUGCUACAUCUCUUCUCCUGCAAGUUACAUAAAUGUUUUGUAGAUUUAAGGUAUAUCUGCACUUAAUGCAUGAAAUACAUGAAAAAGCCCGUACAGUGUUAGAGUUCAUACUCUUGGUUUUUGCUUUAACUGCGGUCCUUCCUCAAACCUCAUUGCUCUUGGAAGACUAACGUCAUGUCUCGAAAUGCCGCAGCUUAUAGGGCACUUUUACUCAACUCACACAAACACACAGACUUUGAAGAGUCAUGCACAUACACAACAUCAUCAGCUCGAUAUCAUCCUGUAUGAACUGGACUGGGCAGCUGGUUUGGAGGUGGUGGAGGAGUUGACUUCCUGCUGCAGCGUCACAUUGGAGACUGGAGGGUUCAUCCAGGUGGAUGCUAAAAUGAAGUCAACCCCCCCUGAGUUCAGCAAAAUAGCGUAUUGAGGACGACUGUCAUCAUAUCCCCAUGAAGAUGAUUCUGAAGUGUCAGCUGGCCACCUCCACAAAACUGCUUCGUUUUUCUGAACGUCUGAGGAAUGACUCACCCAUCUGCAAAUCAAGAUGGCUCACAGUUCACCACACAAGCACUCAAUUUCUUGGGAUGGAGCAUCUCAGCACUGAAAGUUAGAGAUCAGGGGUGCAAUGGCUCAUUACCCUCUCUUACCCAUUGUAAUUUCCAGGUACAAAAUCGUGUUAAAAUCUCAUUCCUGAUAUUUUUAACAUUUACACCCUUAUUUUUUGCUCACACACUCAUACAUGCACCCAUGCUUCUCUUUAAAGUAUCACUACAUAGAUUUCUGCAAACAAACUUCCUACUUCUGUUUUUUUUUUUUUGUGAUCACCUACCUGAAGUCAGCUUCUGAACAUUUAAAUAGAUGUCAGUUUAAAAAUAGCACAUUCACCUCACACUCACAUACCCGAAAAUAAAACACUGAACAUACAUCACAGACACAAUGCAACUGGUUAGUUAUUUUAAUGAACAAAAUUUCCACUGCAGAGAGAGCUUAAAACACAGAAUGCUUAAUUACUGAUAUUAAAACUACCAACAAGAAUGGCCUCUUAUGCUUGCUUAAACUAAAAUAUAUACCGUGUUUUAAAUUCUGUCUACAGCUGUGUCAGAAACAAGCUUGACAUUGCAGUAGAUAUAUUUCCAAGUCCCUGUGUAAUUGAAUUUUAGUAGGAAAUUUAAAGUUUUGUAGAUGUAGUUUGUCAAAAAAAGAGCACCUCUUCUAAAAGGCUUCCUCUGUUCUGAAGUAACAGGAGCCAAAGUUGGUUGUCCAGCUGUAAAAUGGGUGACCUGGUCACCUGAGAGUUGUUAGCAGGGUCAUUGAUCUGGUUUCACCUGGGGGUGCCCUCCUGGGUCUCUUCAGGUUUGCCAUGCUUGCGUGAUGUUGGAGCCUGUGAUCCAGCAAGAAAACGUUGUUUUGAUUGUUGGUGGAAGGAAUCCAAAGCUGAAUUGUAAGUUGGGAAAAAGAAGUGCCUCACAAACUUAUUUUAAUAAUUUAUCAUUAUUUUGAUAUCAGGUGGUUGCAGACCCUUUGAACAUUAAAAUCUAGAUAGUGAUGGACAUUAAAUAGAGUGAACAGUUAAAUGGGAUAUUCCAGCGUAAAAUUAAGAAAGGGUCAAACACACCGCAACACCGAGUUAUACCCCCCCCCCCCCCCAAGAGAUGAAGAGAGAAUUUUAUGCCGGAAUAUCCUUGUAACAGUUCUAAUGUAAAAUUGAUAGAGUGCUCAUUUUCUAGCUUGUAUAGAUUAUAUAACCCCUUUGAUGCAUGAUAUACAGUUCAACAAACUCUUAACCAUUUCAGUCUGCUGUGAGAUGCUUCAUUUAACCCCCCCCACCCCCCACCCCCUUGCAGUGUUCCAGAACCCAUCAUUCUGGAAGCCGCCUUCACUGUUGCCAAGCAACUAAGUUAAAAUGACAAAUUUGCCCUUUUUUGGGGGGCGGUGGUUUGAAGAAGCCAUUCCUAGCACCUUGUAGCCCCAACUUUAACACACAUUAUCCUUUUUUGAAGUAUAAAAAAAUGUAAUACCAUCUCCUUUAAAAAAACAAGAUUUUAAAACUUCUAUAAAAUUUCUUCAAAAGUGAAGGAUAAGUAGUAAUAAUGGUCUCUUUAGCUUGAAUAAAAUUCUGAUUACAAAAAUAUCAAGAUGUUUGUAACUCCGGCUGUUCACAACAUUUUGGAAAAAAAAGUUAGGAAGAUUACCAAAUCAAAAUGAUAAUAAAAAACAAACAAACUCACAAACACAAAAACAUGCCCUGAGUUUCUUGAACGUAAGCUGCACUGGUCCGUUGUGAUCAUCCAUCAUGGCCAUCUUUGGAAACCCCCUUUAAAUAUGCAGCUCCUGAGGUCGUCACCAAGCUGCCUCCUCCUGGAAAGGAAAGGGAUCCAGCUGUUGUGUUUCAGGCUUUUUACAGGUUUACACUUGGGGUGAGGUUUGGAGAUGAUCCAGACUCGUGGCAUGAGAAGUUGCUCAAUCUGGACAUUCAAGGACACUAAGUGAACCGUAGUGGGAAUGUCCUGGUGCAAGUAGCUGAGUGUGAGUGGUGUCUCACAUGACACACUUGAUCAAAACUUGCGUACACUGACAAGUUCUUGUCAAGCAGCGUAAAAGAACUCAUGACUUCAUUUUUAAUCUCAGUAUUUCGAUGUUUGAGUGGCUUUUUAAAGCUCAAACAUUUAAAAUAACCCAGCCGUCUGUAGAAAGCAGUAAAAUCUCUGGAUACAUGGAUGUGAUUAAAGACGAUGAUCAGUGCUGUGCGAAAUGGGUUUUACCUGGGCUUACACUUGGCGCAUCAACAUUCUCGUUUCUAACUCUCAUUUCUUGAGCUGAAGGUUUUCUUUAGAGUUGAUCAAGCACCAGGUUUCCCACAUUUUCUUUUUCACAUUUCACUUUCAGUUUGUGAAGCACUGAACCGACCACUUAUCAAAUCAGGCGUGAAAGGACAACUUUGAAGAGAGAAAUUUUUGGUUUAACACACUUCUCGAUCUCCACUCUAGGAGAGAUCUGUGCACAAUCAACACACUACAGCCCAACAAUCAACACAACAUACAGUGAAUGAGUCUUUUGAAGUUGCCGUUAAAUGGUGUCAAAGCAUAUCAAGACUUCAAGCUAGUCUUCCACCUUUAGACCAUCAUGGAUACAAAACAGCCUCAAGUGACUUUAUGUUAUUCAGGAUCUUGUUGAAAAGGGAGCAUUCAUGCAACCAGUGAUUCAACAUUGCUUACAUUCAUCGACGUCUGACAAAGCUGUUGGCUUUGACCUCUAAACCCAGAUGCCUUCUUUUGUACCCACAAAGAUCCCUCUAGACCUUAACUGGAGACAUUUCCUUUAAUAGUUGACUCCCUCUUGAUUUGGGGUUGUGAAGGGGUGAAAAAUCAUUUCACUUAUACACCUACAUGGAAGAUUUAUCAAAAGCAUUACUUCAUGUAGCCACAACGAUCAAUUGCCACAUAACUCUUCACAGCGAGAUAGACAACAUCACACUUGGUCAUGAUUUUUGAAGUUUAUAUAUCUAACUUUAGCAAAUGUAUUCCCUCCACUCUCAACUUUGUAACCCGAAACAACGGAACAGCCUCUUUCUCCUACUUUGUCUACUCGCUGUCAUUAGCUGAAAAGCCAUUUGCUGUUUGCUGGAAGAUUGGGCCUUGUGUCUAUCUCCAAAACAGGUGUACUGCUAGUAUAUUUGUAUCAGGCAAACUCAUUCGAUCAUGUCUGAGAAAAGCUACUCUCCAUAGACUUUACAAAUGAAAGCACCCUUAACUUGCACUCAUCAUUACAGCUCAUUCACUUGGAUCUGAGUGUUCAUAAAUACUUGGCUUUUAGUCUGUGUUAAUAAUUUCUCGGCAGUGACACAAGUGUGUUGACAAUUUGAAGGCUGUGACAAAAAGGAAUUACCAAAUGAUUUUUAGUGAGACAAAAAAAUUGGUGUUAAAUCAACAGAAAAUUUCUCUCAGAUAGAAAGAUGUUAGGUAAUAUAUAACCUACCAGCUCCAGAACAAAACUAGAGAAGCAGAGAAACCAAAAGAUAUCCCGGUCAAAAAUUAAGAGUUUAGACAUUAAAGGUUUAUCUUUAUCUUAUCUAUUUUUAAACUGAAUUUCUUAGGAACAUGAAUCAGCCAUUAAGGAAGUUUGCUUGUUAUUAAAGAUUGCCCCAGCUUUAUUGAAUUGGGUCUUAAUCUAAUUAUGGAUCUCUUGGUGUUCAGUAAAUUGAUUUGUUGACUCAGCCAGAGUGCAGUGUGACCCAAAGAGAACAGUGGCAUGUAAACAGCUUGUGGUUUUUGUCAAAUGCCCUCACAGACGAUCUGAUGUAAUAACUCACUGUGGCUUUUGGACACAGAUUUACACCACAAGUAAUUUUUCAAAGAAACAAGCUGAGUAGGAAUUUAAAGUCUGAAAGAGGUAUUUUCUAACAGCGGUGUUGCCGAAGAGUGUUUGCUUUUAACAGAAAUCUUUUUUUCUUUCUGUAGUUUUUUUACUGCUUCACUCUCCGAAUCCCCUCUGAGCGUUUUUUUUCUGAGCUCUGUAAGAGUCGGAUCAUGUCAGUAAUUCAGCUUUUAUUUAUGAAACACAAGCGCCCUCUACUGGCUUUUCUUACAAUGUGCAACCACACAGUGACCGACCUUCAUAGAAACAGUUUUUCUUUUAUUUCCCCUCUCUCGUACCUUAUAUAAUUGACUUUAUAGUGUGCUGAUUAUGUCACCCCAAAUAUGCUUUUCUGAAUAUUAGUUGAGAUUUCUCCAGCAAUAUUAUUUCCAGAGAUCGAGUGAUGAUGGCUCACUGAGAUUAACAAAAAUAGUCCAAAAAAAGGCACCCAAAGAUGUGUGUACGUGUGUGUGCAUAAAUUACAGGCAUGUUUUAUUACAAGGCACAAGACUUAUGAGGCAGGAAAUAAGGAGGAAAAAAAGGAGAAUGACCCUUAUUGUUGCCUGGAACUUCCGCCUAUUGUGAGCCCUCUGUAGGAUUUCACAAAAACAACAAUAAAUGACUGAGGAAUAUAUUUUUUGUGAUGGAGAAUCAUACAACACAAGAUUUGCAGUGAUUUACACUGGCAAGUGGGAUUAAUGUAUGAUGCCCCUAGAGAUAACAUUUAUCAUUUAUGAGCAAAUGGUAAUUUUUCCCUCAGGUGAUGGUGUAAUAAGAAGAUUGAUGUCACUUUUAUAUGUAUGAAAGGCCUGCAGCUAGUAACCUGUUCGCUAUCUUUUCAGAGGUCAUAUGAAUGAGUAGAAGCUCUACAAGCAGUGCUUUUGCUCUGUUAUUUAGUUUACAGGGAUGUGAUAUAGAACAGAGAGUAGUAUUUUACUUAAUGGAGCCUCUGAGAGACAAACUGGAGCACUGAUCCAGGUCUUGUGUUUGGAAAACAUUAAAAUUUAAGUUCGAAGACCCCUUUUCAUGGUGGAUUUUUCAAGUCCAUUUUUAUUUUUAUUUUUUUACAUAACUAUUUUUUUUUAGCUUCAUACAAACAAAAUAGUUCAUCAAGAGCAAGAUAAAAUGAGAAGGGGAUUAGCAAAGAAUAAACUUCUGCUUCAACCCAUUAUUGUCAAAAACUGUCCAUUGUACACAACUGAAGCGCAGAUUUAUGCAGAACUGGAGCCAAGACCCCCUUUGGUUCUCUGUCAGAGUUACAAGCACAGACACACAAUAAGUAACAAAUAGGAAGAAGGAUUUGUACAUAUUCUGCCCAAACAAAUAAAGCACAUAAAAAUCUGAUUAGGUUGUGGCAACAUGGUAAAGGGCUGUGUGACCAUGUAGCAACUUUGCUGCAAACCAGACACUCAUCACAGAGCAGUGAAAUAUGAAGCAUGGGCUUCAUCACUGCUCAACAAAUAUAUUUAAAAAGUUUCAACAGAGGUUUCACUGACAGUGAAGGUAAAAAUCCCGGGCUGAAACAGUAGUUGAAAAAGUACUGUAUAUUUGUGUUGAGUAUUGAUGCUUCAGAUCAAGUAGUGACGAAUUGUGGUUUGUUUAAUCACCCUUACUGACACUGAGCUUCAAGUCCAAGAUUCUAUAAAUGAGUAUGAAAAAAGGUGAAAGGGCAGUCUCUUACCAGUUAUGCUUAUUUUUCUUUUAUUGCUAGCGUGUUUCAUAGAGGCAGAGUCAAAACUGUGACAGGCUGUCCCUUCAAAAGUGAGAAAUAAAAGCCAACCAAAGCUGCUGCAUUUAUGAAAUAUCUAAGCCCUUUAGAUGUUUCUGAACGGAAAAUAUUUUCUGAGGAGAAGUAUGCCCCCCCACCACCACCCUUUUUGUUUUUUUGUAUGAGGAAGGAUGAGGAAUUAAAAGAAGCAAAAGGAGAAAAAGAUGAUAUUGAGGUCACUUUUAGUUGAUUUUUUUUUAGUUGAGCUGUGUUGAAUAGAAGGUUUUUUACUUUUAUUCUCAAGUGAAAAGUGUAUCAAGGUUGUUAAAGAAAUCUUGUACUUUAUAUAAAUAAGUCUAAAGAUUUCUUUGUGUGAGAUAAAUAACUUGAUUGUUUAAAUGAAAGAAGAGACAAAAAGUUAUUACUUGAAUGUGAAGUGACAGAAGGAAAAGCAAAACUGCCUGUUAUGAAAGCAACCAAUAUUCAAUUUAUUUAUUUAUUAAUUAAUGUGUAAACGUUUCUAAUGUCACAGCACAUUCAAGUUGGCAUGAAAGGUUUACUUCUUUGACCACUGUCAGGUACCUGAAUCCAUGGACUAUAUCUUGAUGUAUGAGUUAAAAGACUGUGUUGUGAGGAUAACAACAAGAAAGGCUUUAGUGAUUUUGUGAUGUGAAGCUUCCUCAUUACCCGUGAACAAAAAUAAGAGUCAGAGCAGGGUCCCUCAGAGACGCUCUGGUGAAGCCAGUGGGAGGUUAAUGGAAACUCAGCUGAAUCUCUGGAGGAAAUGGUGCUUAUGGGGAGCUGUGGGCUGCACAGUAGUUGGUCUGAAUGACAGAAAUUGUAAGAAAAGCUCCAAAAUCAGUGGAUUGACAGAUUAGAUGGUAUUAAAAUGGUGAAUAUAGAGACAGAAGAACAGAGUUGGACUAAAUGACCCACAGAGAGAAAAGGAUGAACAGAAAACAAAAACUGACUAAGAACAUUUGAGUGUUAAAAAAUGAGGAUGGAGUUUGAUUUCUUGCUCUGAUCUCAAAACACUGCAGAGCCACUGUGUGCGAAGUUUGAAGAAGUUGAAGGGGCAGCUGAGAUGUUCUCACAGUUAGCAGAGGAGCGUUGUAGCUUGAACAACACUGACCUACUGUUUUCUCCUCUUUUCUCCCCCACUUUUACAUGCACACACACACACAAAACACAGGCAUGACACAACUCCAGACAUGUAUGCUCGUUUUUCAGGUCACAUUAUAUGGGUCAAAGUCAAACCUUUGCUGUUAUAACAGCUCUGAUGGUGCAGUGCAGCUUAUUAGUAGUUCUGAUUGACGCUGGUGGACAAAGUAUUCAAAUCUUUUUUUGAAAAUGAGAUACCUUACUUCUAUAUCAAUAUUUUACAAGUACAAGUACAAUAGUAAGAAAACAAAUCUUACUAAUAUUAAGUCAUGAUUCUAAAUAAUAAAGGAAGAUGUUGGAUGACUACAUUAAUUAGAAUGAUGCCAAAGAUGCACAAUUUAAAAAUAUCCCAGGUGUACUUAAGGUUGUCUUACUAGAACAUAUGGGACACAACUUUUUAAGUAAUUCAUUCAUAAAAUCUGUACAAACAAAACACAAAAAUAAUACAUAGAUUUUUUUAAGUAAUUAAAAACAGAUUUAAUUUGCAAGCAAUUGUGUUGAUUUUUAUCCAUCUGCAUUUUUGAGAUAAAAAACAUUACUGCAAAAAAAAAAAAGUUUUUAUAAUUUGAAUAAGAUGAGAAUAUUUUCAAUGUGAACUUAGUGAGUAAGGCAGCAUAAAGUCAUCGAUAACAACUAUUCCAGGUAUUUUUCAUUUAUAGAAAAUAAAGAAAUCCGACAUGACAAGAAGUGACAGACUGUAUGGCUCUUUUUACAUGAAGAGGGUCCAGCUAUUUACAGGUAGAGAGUGUAAAAAUGGAAAUAUUUAGUAAAAUCUAGCCAUCAGGUUAUGGAUUGAAAUGCUUCCUUGCUCACUUCUUCUUUUAUUGGUGGUUUAUAACAGUUCCCAGAUUGUUAAUUGAUCGGUCAUUAUAAAAGGUUCUUUCUUUUUCUCACAGCUAAAGAGGACAGGAAAAAGUCAGAGGCUGAAACUGUCUCAAAACAAACUCCUAUAGAUGCUGCUCCUGCUUCUGAGCCCACCAUUGAGCCAGCCCCACUACAGAGUCAAACUGAAGAAAAACCAAAGGAAACAAUCAGCAGUGAUGCACCAGUGCAGAACACUGCAGAACCAGUUUCUUGCCCACCACCUAACUCAGCAAAAUCAAAUUCAUCUGCAGCCACUCAAUCCCCAUCAGCCUCAGCUCCAAGACAACAUGAAACAGGGGCGCUCAUGGUCGGCAAAACGACAUAUGUCAUACCAAAGAAGCAGUCUGGACCGCCCAAGCCUCCAUCUAGCAAAGUGUCCGCUUCCACAUCAGGUCAAAAGGUAUCCUCGGCCUCCCCGCUGCUGACCGAAACCAGAAAUCUGCUGGUGCCCCCUGCACCCAGCGCUCCCUCCUCCAGACCCUCUCAGCCCAACAACCAAGUCAGACAGAGCAUCCAGCGCACCCUCACCAGUAUCCUGUUUAAAAGGUGAGAGCAGUUUCACAGGCGUGCUGGACUUCAUCUGAUAGACUAUUGAUAAGCUUCUUGAGGAGUUCAAGUGAAGAAGUGCAAAAACAUGGAUGCUGAGCCUUAAAAUCGUGUAUGAAAACAACAUGGAAAUGAUUUAACAAGCAGGACCUUACACUACCAUGAAAGGAGCAUUUAACUUAAAGUCAACAUUCACUUCACUACCUGGGUUUUUAUCAUUACAGUGGGUCCUAUCUGUGGUAGCAUUUCAUAAAGAUUAGGUAGAUGAGUAAAAUUUGCAUCUCUAUCAGUUGGAUAAGCACUGCUCAGAUGAUUCAUUGACUUUCUUUCCAUUCCUCCAGGGUGUGCGAUUGUGAGGAUUUGGAGAUGACAGAAAGUGAAGUUAUAAAGCUCGUGGCAAGCAUCGAGAUGGAAAUGUUUGACAUAUUUCGCAACACAGACAGCAAAUACAUGAACAAGUACAGAACAAUAAUGUUCAACCUGAAAGACCCAAAAAACAAGGUUUGUUUUUAAGGUCCUAAAUCUCAUAUCUGUGAAUAUUACUGUUGUUAAAUCUUCUAAAAUGACUUGUAGGAGCAACUCUUAGUUGCGCCCACUUUCAGCAAAUUCACAGUCAUUUCGUGUCUCUUCAGGGUUUGUUGACCCAUGUUGUACAUGGUGAAAUCAGUCCUUUCAGACUGGUCAGGAUGAGCCAGAAGGAUAUGCAGGCUGUCAAAGUAUCUGAACCAAGUCCAAAACCAGCAACAGAGGUAAAGUGUUAAUUUAAAAAACAUAACCACAAAGAUAAAUUUUGAUAUUAUGCUUAAACUUGUUAUCAGACUCAGAGGGGUCAAGCAGUGUUUGGGUAAAAAGUGAUUCAGCUACUGUUUCUGUGUUUCCAGGCUAAGGAUGUUCCUAAAGUGGCAAAUCUGCUUCAGAAGCCUGAGGCAGUGAAGGUGGAUUUGCCCAGUUUGAAUCCUGCCAGACCAGUUAAAAGCACAGUAUGUACUCCUUAAUUUGCCUUCAUACGAUGGUGCUUGUAGGGUCUUUAAAUUGUCUACUUCUACUAAAUUGUCUACUUCUUCUAGGCAAAGUCUAAUUGUCUGUGUGUAAAUGUUUUAUGUUGCCACCCAGGAACAAAAGAAAAGUCUACCUGCGCCUUCUCUCAAGACUAAAGCAAUCCAGCCAAACCUGAGCAAUGCUGUACCAGAUAUUCUUGCUUGUAUGCUGAAAGACACAACAUCAGAGCACAAAGCUCACCUCUUUGACUUGAAAUGCAAGAUAUGCACCGGUGUGUUGACAUUUUUUUUACAAAGGCUACACAAUAUUAAAUGUAAAUUAUGUAAAAUUUUCGGUCAUUUACAGUUUUUCAAAGUAGAUUUUUAUUGUUUCUUAAAGGCCAAAUGACUGUUGGGGAAGAGGAGGAACCUAUGAAGAAAAAGACAAAAGUUUCUGAAACACGAGAUAGAUAUGAACCCUCUUGGAGAAAGUCUGCAGGAGAUGAGUCCCCGCUGAUGGCUCCACCUGACUCACCUGACAUGGAUUCUCCAACAUCAUCCCUAAUUGAUCCGUCCUCCCGCCUAAUCAUUGAUGUUCCAGGUAUGAAUACAGUGGAAACCCCGUCUUCCCCCACUAUGGAUUCUCCAGCUUCCCCAGUUUUGGAGUCUCCAGCUUCCCCUGUCAUGGACUCUCCCGCAUCCCCAACUCAAGAAACUGUCAAAGCCUCUGCACCAAAGAGGGCAUACGCACCAGUUGUGAUUCCAGCUGUCUCCACAGUAACAAUCACAAGGCGGGAUCCCCGUACAGCAGCUGGCAGGUUUAGUGCUUCAUCUAAUAGCAACUCUGGCACCAGAACUACAACCCAAAACCAGCCAACUCCUUAUGCCCCUUGUAAAGAGAGUACUUCUACCAUGCCCUCAGUACCAGCCUCUUCAGUACCACCAAAGAAAUUACCUAAAUCUAUCUUGAUGAAACCAUCUCCCUCUACACAUCCUAGACUCUACGGCACACCUUUAAGGUAUGUAGGAAUCAAAGUUCAGAGAAUAGUCCUUUAACUGUUGUACUUCUUCAUGUGUUAGAAUUGGUUUGAUCAGAACUACGAUAACAUUCAUCUUUGACUUAUUUUGCUCUUCUGUUUUUUAUCAUAGGACUGCAUUAUCAGUAUCACCAGCUGACAGUGAGACAGCUCAGUUUUUGGCUAAAGGAGACAUUGUAUGGAAAGGAUUCCUAAACAUGCUUACUGUGGCAAAGUUUGUCACCAAGGCAUAUCUUGUUUCAGGACCUGCUGAAAAUCUCAAAGCGGUAAAAUGAUUUUUUUUUAUUCAUAGUUGUAUCUGUAGAGAUCUGUCAUCAUGAUGAACAAAGUUGUAAAGAUUUCUUUUCUUCUUAUAGGAUCUCCCUGAUACCAUUCAAAUUGGGGGACGAAUUAUGCCCGAAACUGUGUGGGAUUAUGUUGCCAAACUUAAGACCUCCAUUACAAAGGCAAGUAGUUCAUAUAAUUUUUCUUUAGGCACCUGUACCAAACUGUUGAAAAUGAAACUGUUAAAUCUUGUUUUGCUUUUUAGGAGCUAUGUGUGAUCCGGUUUCACCCUGCAACAGAGGAAGAGGAGGUGGCAUAUGUCUCCCUCUUCUCAUACUUCAGCAGCAGAAGACGUUUUGGUGUGGUUGCUAAUAUCAGUCGUUCCAUCAAAGAUGUGUACCUUGUUCCGCUCAGUGCAAAGGAAUCAAUUCCACCCAUACUACAACCUUUUGAAGGACCAGGUAAGAUAUUGUUUUACUCCUGUAAAAAGUCUUUUGGCUUUUUUUGGCUUGUGAUAGCACCUACAUUACAGACAUCAACAGUGAGAAGAGGCUAAUACCCAAGCAAAAUAUCUCCCCUAUAAAGAGUUCAAAAAGAAUAAUGAAGGAUACCUCCCCAUUAGUACUGAUUCUGGUUCUGAUUCUGCUUCUAAACAUUAGAAAAAAUAAAACCGAAAAUGUUGCUUUCUGUGGUCUGCCAUGAUCUUCUCACAACUUCAUGUAUGUACUAUGUAACUAGUGAUGUAAUGUUAACAUACACAGCAGGUCGUGGCAGAUAAGUAAAACUUCCUGUGACUGCAUAGUUCUUGCAGAGAUUUAAUCCUGAAAGAUUUAUGUUGCCAUUAGUAUCCAAAAAGCUGGACGCUUUUUCAAAUUCAUGUAUUCCAUAAAGUUAGAAUCGGUUCCAAGUUUGAACCGUUCCCAAAUCCAAGCCUAAUGAGGAGGGAAGACAGGGCACAGUUCAGUCCAGAGUUCUUAGUCAAGUCUUUUUAAUGUAACACUUUGCUUCUGUUUUUUUGAAAUCCUGAAUGAUUUUCACAACAGGUAAAUCUAAAGUUUUUAUUUCACAGGACUUGAGAAAAAUCGACCCAAUCUUCUUCUGGGCCUGGCGAUCAUUCAGAGAACAAAACGUCCAGGAAGCGUCACUCAGGAAAUUGAGGAGAAGAGACCUAAAGUUUGCCCGUCCAAGGAUGCCAUGUGGAUCCCAAAACCUCCAGUCCUGUAUGGCUCUGACAAGUUGGAGAUGUUCCAGCCUUAUGAUCCCGAGACUCCAGUAAGCACUACCCCUCCCAGUUCUCCACCUUGCCCUGGCUCCCCAUCUGGAUCAUCUUCCUCUAGCUCAGUCACCAUACCAUCUUUUUUGACAUCCGUUACAACAAAGCCUCCCGUUUCGACAUCCGUCUCUGCUGCUUCUCCUCAUCCCUCUAAUAUCCUCUCUGACAAGGAUCCUCCGUCAGAAUCAAACAAUAAAACACCUUUGCAGACCAUCUUGAAGACUUUGUUCUGCAAUAAGAAAACCAACCCCAAAGACUCUUCUGGUGGAGGCUCUACUCCAAAAGUUUCUGGUAAGAAUAUCCCAGCAUUUUCUCAGGGGGCAAUAGUGGAUCCAAUUGUCCAACAGUAUGGACAGAAAUCUAAAGUUAAAGAAAUAGAGGAGGAGGAAAAUGACUUUGACAGACCAUAUGACCCAGAGGAGGAGUAUGAACCAGCAUUGGGGUAUGGAAUGGUUACAGCACAUAGCAUAGGAAACAAAAGAGGAGAUGAGCCUACAUUAUCAGGCUCUGCAGAUGAUGAUGUUGCCUAUGAUCCAGAGGACGAGACGAUCUUUGCAGAUUUUCAAAGUGACAUUGGAACCAACUCUACUGUUUCGGCUCCCCCUGCUCCAAGCCAUACACCAGAUCUCCUGUCAUUACCAACCUCCAAUCCAUCUACAGCGCUUGCUCCUGCCUCCACUCCAACACAGACUGCUAUCCCCAGUGAAGUUACAGGGCACCUUCCAAUGGGCACUGUAGUUGUCUCAGCAGCAACACUAACUGAACAACAGCGAAUGCUUGAGGAGCUUAAUAAACAGAUUGAAGAGCAAAAGCGUCAGCUGAAAGAGCAGGAAGAAGCUUUACGCCAACAAAGAGAGGCUGUGGGUAUGUUCAUGGCUCACUUUUCUGUCUCUGAUUCCUUGAUGUCUCCCCCAUCAAAGUCUGUACCUCUCAGCCAACUGUCAUCAGUGCAGAGUGGCACAAUGCAAACAGAGUCAAAGCCUGCAGAAUUAACAAACAAGACGAGCAGUCUUACUGAGACUAUUGAUGCUUCCAAUGUGGAUUCACAAACUGCUAAUAUAGAGGGCACAAUUGCCAUCCCUGAUUCAAAAACUGAUACAAAUAUUGUUACAGAGCAAGAUGAAACACAGGAAAAAGAAGGUGAGGGGUGUCCCUCUGCUGGAGAGAUUGAAGAUUCUGAUGUAGCUUAUGAUCCUGAGGAUGAAUCUCUUUUUGACGAAAUUCAAGAUGAUGUAUUUCGAGCAGGGACUCAUGACUCAUCUUCGUCUAAAACAGGGCAUAGUACAAGUCAAAAGGGCAGUACCAAGAAUUCAUACCACAGCAAAAAGCAGAGGCUUUCACCAAAGAGGCGGAGUCAUCGUGAGAGAGACAGACAUAGAAGUCCCUCAAGAAGGUCACAAAGGCGUUCUCCUUCUCAUUCCCGCAGACGCAGAGACAGAGAUAGACACAGACGUAGUGAGAGGGAGAAGUCAGGGAAUAGAUCCAGAGACCACUCUGAACGCCGUGGUCGCCAUCGAAGAGAACGAACCACAUCUCGGCAUUCUCGUGAACAUGGGAGGUCCCCGUCUUCUCAGAGAAAAAAGGAUUCUGUUACUCCGCCAGCAAAACAGCACAGAGAACAUUCCCCUGAGGUCCUCGAGAAGUUAAAGCAAUCAAGUGGUCAGUGCACUGAUCCAGACUUUUCAAAUUCUGUUGUUGGUCAGCAACAGAGUAAAACAUCUUCAAGUUUGCUCCCUACCAUUAAGAAAGACCCUGAUAUGCUUACUGUUAAGAAAGACCCUGAUGGGAACCAGUUUAGAGGUCAUCUUGAUAAGAGCUCUGAGAAGGAAGGUAAAAUCCUUCACAAUGUGAAGCUUGAAGUUUUAGAAGCAUCAGAAUCUCAGGAACCUCCACUUUUUUCAAUGGUUGACCAAAACACCAAAUGCAAUAGUUCUACUGAGGCAGGCAAACCCUCUCAUCAGGAAAUCCCGUUUAAUGACAAAGUUGUAACCAUAGUUCCACUGAGAGUAAUUGAUCCACCCAUCAAAGAUUCUCCUGAUAGCCCUGAUCCAGAGCCACAAUUCAUGAAGUCUAACAGCUCAGAGAAAAGUGACUCAGUCACUGAAGAAACCAGAGAGGAAAAUAACAGUGUCUCAGUUUCACCUGUGAAGGCUGAAAAUAGUUUUCUGUCCUUAUGUGGCCAAGAAAUGUUACCCGAUGUAUUGGGAGCUACUUCAUUCUCAAAAGACAAAAAUUUUGAUUGUAAGAUUCUAAAUCUCCAGGCUCCAGGUCCUUUUGGUGAAGCAUUGGAAAAGACAGACAAGCAAAUAAAAGUGGAAAGUCUAAACUUAAAGCAUCCAGUGACAUCAGAUGUGGUAGGUGGAAAUUUAAAUCAAGCCAACUGUUCAGGUAUCCAGAGCUCAGGACUUGUCAUGGACCCUUUAACAGAGUGUUCAGUAUUUGGUAUGAGUGGUCCAAAACCAGAUACUAAGGGGACUGGACCUACUGAACCAAAAAAAUUCUUCAGAAAAACAGAUGAGAGCUUUCCAGGGUCUAACAUGAAAAAUCAAGGCAUGCACAUUGUGAGUCCCAACAUUUGGGGUCUUGAGCAACACACAAAAUCACUUGCUAAUACCUGUCCAGGGACAAGUGUGAGUGAUUUAGGAACUGCAAUGAGUGGAAUCGAGGCAAUCACCUCAACAGCGCACACCCAACAGGAAAAUACAGAUAUCAGUUCUGAGACUGGUAUGAAAUGCCCAGAUAGAGGUGAAGAAACUUUUAAUGUGAGAUGCUCAGGAAGUGAUCAGAUGCAAUCAAGGCAAGAUGACAGUCCAGUUGUAGAUGUAAGAGUUCGCCAGAAAGGGGAUUUCCAAUCACAUGAAAACAAUGCAGAAAUGAGCAGGGUGGGAUGUAGUCAAAAUACCAGUUUAGAUACAAAUGUGUCGACAAAUGCAGAUGGUUCAGUUCUGAAAGGGGACAGAUUAUCAGCAGCAAAGAUAACAGAGGAAAGGCGUGGCACACAAAAAGGUCAAGAUUUACCUACAGGGGGACUGGUACCAGACAUAAAUUAUGAAAAUAGUAUGUCUUACAUUGAACAAGCCAGCAUAGGGUCUAGAGAACAUAUCAGUCUGCCACAGUCACAUGUCAGGUCUGAAAGAAAUAAGCAUGACCCUAACACAAGAGAUACUUUAAACAAAUUUAGAAGGCCAGAUGUGGCAGAAAAAAGACACAUGGAGUCUGGUCAAACUCUGGGUGAUAUGGGUUGGUCAGGUGUGGGGGAUACAGGCACCAGAGAUAUCAAAGAAAAGGGGCCAGGUAGAGGAGAAGUAGACAAGCAAGAAAGUAUACAUGGACACUGGCUGCAAGAGAGACAUUUACAAAUAAAUCAAGAAAACAGAGGUCCUAUUACAAACAUUACAAAUCCAGCCUGGAGGGGUCCAGGAUUUGAUGUGAGGGGGCAGAUAAGUCAAAGUGAGGGCCAGGGUCCACAUGUGAGGGAUCAAAUCAGGAAUGAUCCAGGAUCAGACAGGAGAGAUGAAUGGAGAGGAAAAGACAAAAGGGGAUCAGACGCAGUGAAAGGGGGACAAUUUAUACAUGAUGAAAGAGGUCAGACAGAUUUGAGAGGUCCAAAUUUGGAGACCCAGGGUCCUGGCAGAAGACAUGCGAUAGACUUGAAUUGUGGAGAGCUGGGGUCUGACAUCAAUCCAAACUUCAAGGACCUCAGAUCAGGUGCUGAUGAUUUCUUGGGAGCAGGCCUUGAUAGCAAAAUUCCAUUUGUUGAAGGUCCUGGGUCUAACAGGGGAGGAACAGAUUUUAGGGGACCGUGCCCCGAAAACAGGAGUCACAGGGGGGUUAGCCCAGGGCCUGGCUGGAGAGGACCCAGACACCAAGAUGUGUUGGAACCAGGCAAUGUAAAUGCAUGUCAGACUGGGACUGACAGGCAAGAACCUGGACACCCAGUCUACAGUGAACCAGGGCCUGAAAGUAGAAGGGGUGCCAGACCAUUCAGGAGAGGCCCAGAUUUUAGAGGACCAGAGCUUGAGGGAAGAGGUUCCUCUGUAGAGGGUCCUGUCAAUGAAACGAGAGGAUUAGGACAUCCAGAUUCCAGAGGGCAGGGGUCUGAUGGUGGAGAAUCUUUAGGUAUUGAUUUCAGAAGACAAAGGUUUGCAAGGGCAAGUUUAUUUAGAGAUCCUGGUGAUGAUAGUAGAGGACCCAGAGGUCCAAAUUUAAGAGGGCAAAAUCCUCCAAGACAAGCUCCUUCAAUGGAAAGUCCUAUGGAUGACUUAAAGGGACCUAGAGGUCAAGAAUUCAACAGAGCUGGGCCAGAAAAAAUAAGUCCUGCCAUGCAGGGUCCUGGGCCUGACAGGAGAGAACUUGAAAGGCAAGAUGUCAGGGGGCCAGGUCCUCAUAGAAGAGGUCCCCCUCUGGAAGGUCAUGGUAAUGACCCAAGAGGACAUAGGGUUCCAGAUUUCAGAGGACUAGGGCCAAGUAGGGAUCAUUCAAUGCAAGGUCCUGGGCCUGACAUGAGAGGACCUGCAGGUCCAGAUUUCAGAGGGCCAGGUGAUCAUAGAGAAGGUCCGUCUUUUGAGGGUUCUUGGCAUGGUUCAGGAGGACCUGAGGGUUUUAGAAGACUGGGGCCAGAGUCUCGGGAUCACACUAUCCAGGGUCAUGGGCCAGACACAAGAAGAUUUGUAGGUCCAGAUUUAAGAGGGCCAGGUCAUGAAAGAAGAAGUCCUUCUUUUGAGGGUCAUAUGCAUGACCAAAGAGGACCAAGGGGUCCCAAUUUCAGAGGAUCGGGUUAUGAAAGUAAAGCCCUAACAACUAGCCAUUCUGAGAGACCUUGGGAUCCAGAUUUCAGAGGACCACGGCCAGAUGGUACAGAUCAUGCAAUGCAGGGUCCUGGGCCUGGUGGUAGAGGGCCUGUAUGUCCAGAUUUAAUCUGGCCAGGUCCUCUAGAGAGAGGUCCUCCAAUAGAGGGUCCUGGGCAUGACCCAAGAGAACUAAGAGAUCCAGAUUUCAGGGAACCAGGACCAGGUCCCCAAAGAAGAGGGCCUCCUAUGGAGGAUCCUACUCAUGACAAGGGAAGACCUGGAUAUCCAGAUAUCAGAGGAUCAGGAUCUGUAAGACAAUACCAUGAGAAUUCUGGACCUGACAGGGGGAGACCUGGAAGACCAGGGUUAGAGGGUAGAUAUCCUGCUAUGCAGGAUACUGGGACUGAUGGUGAAGGAUCUGGAGGUCCAGAUUUUAGAAGGCCAGGUCCCCAACGGAGAGGUCCACCUGUGGAGCGUCCUGGGCUACACAGUGAUGGCCCUGGCUCAGACUUAAGAGGACCAGGACCAGAGAGAUGUCCUGCCAUGCAGGGCUUUGUGCCUAGCAGGGGAGGACCUGGAGAUCCAGAAUUUAGAGGAACAGGGCUUGAGAGGAGAGGUUCUACUUUGCAGGGUUGUGCACCUGAUUGGAGAGGGCCCAGAGAUCCAGAUUUUAGAAGGACAGAAACUGGAUGUAGAGAUCUUCCCAUAGAAAAUCCUUUUGAUAAUAGAGGAGAAUACAUUGGUUCAGAUUGCAGAGGAACAGGGCCUGAAUGGGGAGGUUCAGCUAUGGAGAAUCUGGGACCUGCAUCGAAGGAAAUUGGUGGUGCAGAUUCUAGGGGUAUAGGAUUUCAAGGUCAAGUUCAUGACAAAGUGCACAGUGUGGACACUAGAGAGCCUGGUAAGAAAGGACCACGGGGUUCAGGUUUCCAUGGAACUGUGCCUGAAAGGAGAAGUCCCGACUUAGGAGGGCCUGUGUGUAACACAGAAAGUCUGUCCAUGCAAGUUCUAGGACCUGACAGGAGAGGGUCUUUCAUGGGUGUUUCUGGGCCUGACUUAAUAGAAAUGAGGCCUGAAAGCAGUGGUCCAGAUAUGGCACGUCCAGGGACCUACAGUAGAGGAAAGAGAGGACCGCAUUUCAGGGAAAGUGUACAUUCAAGUAUAGAGGGCCCAGAGCUCAGAGAUGGUAGGGGUCCAGACUUCAAGGGACCAUGGCCUAAAAGACCUGAUUUGGGGAUGGAGGAGCCAGGAGGUUCAAACAUUUGGGUACCAGGGCUUGAGCAUUCAAGUCAAAACGCUGAGGGGCCAGGACAAUACAGGAGCGGUCCAGAUAGCAUUAAUGUAAUGGGAACCGGGCCAGAAACGAGACCUCUUGGUAAAGAGGGCCCUGAAUAUAAUAGGAGAAGUCAACACUUUAGAGGAGGGAGGCCUGAUAGAGCCAUGGAGGGUCCAGGACCAGGUGAGACAGAAAGUUGGGAUUUUAAAGGACCAGGAGGUCACAUUAGAGGGCAAGAAAUUCGGGGAGUAGGACCUCAUAGACACGAUUCAGGAGGAUCUGACUUGAGGGAACCUGGACCUGGAAGAAUUGGCUUAGAUAUUAGGGGCCCAGGAUCAGAUUGGGGAAGAUCAGGUAGUCCCAACCAUGGAGCUGACAGAGGAAGGCCUGACUUUGCAUCAGAAUCUGUUCAAGAGCGCCCACGUAUAGAGGACCAUGGCGAUCAACACAUGAGAGGAAGAGGGCCUAGGAGGAGAUAUAUGAGAGGAGGCAGAGCAAAUUUGAGCAAUCAGGGGGACAGAUGGACAGGACCAGAUUUCAGAGAGUCUACGCCUGAUUGGAGGAGCACAGACACAAAGCAUCAACAGUCAGAUGAAAAAGGUGCAAAUACAAUGGCUGCAGAAGAUGAAAGAGAAUUUUCCAGGAAUGACUGGAAUAGACAUUUCAACAGGGGUCCAGGCCCAAUACAUGACAGCCAAGAUGGACGGGUUGAAGAAUUUUGUGUGGAAUGGAAAGGCCCUGGAAGACAAGAGCGAAGACCAAAACAGGAAAGACCAAAUAUGCCAUUUUCUAGGUCUUACAGUAGAUCAGGGGAUGAAUGGACUGGCCCUGAUCAUAGAGAUCCAGGUCUUGUCCCGGAUGAUCCAGUGUAUCAACGACCUGCAAGGGGAAGACCUGGUAAUGUAUGGAGAGAGCCUGAGAGAGGGGUUGCUGGGCCAGGCAGAGAGGACACUGGUCCUUACUUUAGAGAGGAAAGGCCUGCAGGCAGUAGAGGAUUACACCACAGAAGAAGAGGUCCAGACAUGAGAGGAGGUUCAAACAUGGGGAAUGACUGUGUGCCGCCAGAUUUCAGGGGAGGACACAUGGAAGGACCUGAAGAUUGUAGAGGACGUCCAGGCCUGAGCAGAGGAUUUGAGAUUGAGGGUCCUGAUAGAAGAGGCCAAAGGGGUCCAGAUUUAAUACACUCUGAGCAUGAAAACAGAAAUUUAAAUAUUGAAGGUCCAGCAGCAGAUGGGAGGUUUUCAGAUUUUGGGGAGCAAGGAUUUGAAAGACCAGGUGUAGGUGGGGAGAACCCUGGAACAGGUAGACAAGGAUUUGGGCAUAACUUUAGGAGGGGGAGGGGAGGUCUAGAAGUCAGGAGACAUAGCUCUGAGAAAGCAGACAUAAGAGGACCAACUCCUGAAAGGUCUGAUUUAAGACAUGGGCCUGAAAGGUGGAAUAUUGAUACAGAGAGCCCAGGGUUAGGCCCAGGGGGAUCUCGGGCAGCAUCACCCCAUUUCAACUCACACCCUGGUUCAGAAAACCAACUUAAUCAGCAUGAAGUAAAACCCCAGAGACACAGAGUGGCCUUACUUCCUACUCCAACAGGUCUCAUUCGCUUCCCAAACCGCACCAUCAAUAAGUCUGAAAGCUGUAGUCCACAACAUAGACAAGCACUUCACUCAGAGAGAUUUAGGCAGUUAAGUCAUGACAGAGAGCUGGUGAAAGGGAAAAAUCAAGGGCAAGAAAAAUAUCCUGAUAAGACCAGAACACCUAUUGAUAAAAGCACAGAAAGUAGAGGGAAAAAAGAUGGAGGAGAUGACGCUAACAAAUAG
This is a messenger RNA of Xyrichtys novacula (pearly razorfish), 24964 nucleotides long. Lineage: Eukaryota; Metazoa; Chordata; Actinopteri; Labriformes; Labridae. The record is from the annotation of a GenBank genome assembly.